Messenger RNA from Arabidopsis lyrata subsp. lyrata, 365 nucleotides. RefSeq lists its product as uncharacterized. NCBI's taxonomy places the organism in Eukaryota, Viridiplantae, Streptophyta, Magnoliopsida, Brassicales, Brassicaceae. The transcript has a single exon. The record is from RefSeq and is a predicted model, not a curated record. The coding region runs from base 7 to 216 and encodes 69 amino acids.
UAAGUUAUGGAGAUGAAGAACCUUCUCAAAGUUUUGUUUUUCUUGUUCGUUUACUUGACGUGUUCAAUGGCUAUGGUACCAUAUCGUGGUUGUGACGUUAUUGGAGUAGAUUUGGGAGAUGGAUCGGGCAAGUACGAGAAGAGAGUGUCCAAAGAGGGUUUUUUGUCGGGUCGUAAGUUAGUUUCUGGUCCGAGUCGUAGUUCUUGUGGUCACUAAUUGUCGGGAAAGUAAGUUUAGUAAUAAUAAGAACUUUAUUAUAUGUUAGUUCUCUUGUUUAUGUCUCUGCCUUUAGAGACCUAUGAAUAUUGUAAUGAGUUUUAACGAUGUGCCUAAUGAAAUGAAUGGCUUGCAAGUUGCAAUAUGAA